Messenger RNA from Silurus meridionalis, 1760 nucleotides. RefSeq lists its product as uncharacterized. The transcript is spliced from 5 exons. Bases 362 to 1420 code for a protein of 352 amino acids. NCBI's taxonomy places the organism in Eukaryota, Metazoa, Chordata, Actinopteri, Siluriformes, Siluridae. The record is from RefSeq and is a predicted model, not a curated record.
ACAACUCUUUCCCUCUAUAAGCGCCGCGAAGAAGAGAAAUGGCCGCCGGGGACACGUUUAAAACAACCAGCGGAAAACUAACGUUGUGGGUUCGCAGUUUCCUUUUAUCGGCGAUAAAACUGUCGAUAAAAACGCAGGAAAUCGUAUAAAGCACGUGAUUUCUAUGAUUUCCUGUCGCGUUGAUGAUGUAGCGUGGAGUAGACGCAUUCUUAAAAGAAGGAAAAGAGACAUAAGGAAUACGAUUUGUUAUUGGAAGUCCGUUUGACGCGAGAACACACACGCACACACACACACACGCGGAUAUGAUGGAUUUCAGGAAAAAGCACCUCGUUUGGAGCCGCAGCAGAAGAUAUCGUUACCGAUGGGUUCGAAGGCUGAGGAUACGCUGAAAACGUUCCUGUCGAGCAGCGACGCUUCAGACCAUCUAUGGUUAUCCAACAGUCCGUCAAAGUCCUUUGCAGAGAAUCGACAGGACGGGUCUGGAUCUGAAGGCUCGGUGGUGUCAGGCCCCAGCUCGCCUUCUGCUGGCCUUCACUCGCUGAGGUGCAGGAUGUGCCAGAGGCUUUUCUCCAGAAUGAAGAGGCAUGGGCCUCUGAGAAAAAAAAGACAAGAUGACCAAGAUGAUCCGGCCUCGCUCUCAUGUGAUGAGUGGCUGCUGAAUAAAAAACGGUGUCCACAGAGAAUCCGGCGAUCGCGAGGGAGGUUAUGGGUGUACCUGAAGCACAUCCGGCUGCGAGCUCUGAAGCAGUUGGAAGAUGGCAUGGAAAAUCCAGCGUUGCCACGUUGCUCCAGACCUCACGUGUUUCUGCAGAGAAACCUGCGGCGCUGCAAAAAGGUGUUUCGAAAGCCUUCCAAAAGCAAAUCGAGACCGCCCCACCGGCGCAGAAGCUCAGGAAAACCUCCACUGCCUUCGCACAGCAGAAUAUCAGCUGCUCAGAGGCGAAAAAAGAGAAAGUCCUCAGAAACAGAUGACGCAUCGGAGCAACAUUUCCCGCUGGAUCUCAGCAAUACCUCUAAAGAAAAGUCGCACGUAUUUGACAACGUUCACCACGAAGCAUUGCAGAGGUUGGAGAAAGUUUCCAAGAAGCAAUGUGUUGGUGACGUGAGCAGCUUCGUGGAAACGCAGGCUCAGGGUGGCGGUUUGGAAGGAACUCGUAGGGUGCUGAAGUUUGACCCGCACACAGAGCAAGGAAAUCGGAGCGAGAGCGCAGGAGAGGAUUUUACAGUGAAGGACGAAGAUCAUUCCAGCAGGCUAGAUGAUGAGGUGUUUCGAACACCACCGGAGCUCCUCGGUACGGAUUUGACGGCCACCACGAAGAGCAGGCUGUCGAGUCCAUUCAGAGGGCGGAAACACAGCUUCAGGGCCAUGUUAGCCUCACUGACGCGUGGUCAGAACCAGAUUAUUAAGGAGACCCAUUGACCUACAGAUGCUUCAACAAAUUUGCUUAUUUUCUCAAAUACAAUUUCUUCAACCUAAAUACAACUUAAUGUACGAUUUCAAAAAGGUGGAGUGAGACAACGUUUGUGUUUUGCAACAAGAUUAAAAAAAAAAAAACCCUUCCAGACUUUCCAUCAGCAGUUCCUUUAACACUGAUCUUGUUAAAAAAAAAACAAAGACUGGCAAAUACUAAGAGCAAAAGCCACUGUUUUUUUAGUGUUAGUUUAUAGAGAAAAUGUUUAUUUAUAAAUGUAAAUACAUUUGGAUUGAUCUGGAUUCAUUUUUCGUUGUUUUGAAAGAAAAAUAAAUACAGUUUAAUAGG